CUGCUGCGAGUCAGCUGCGGUAGAACCCGCGCUGCCAGCUGCGGUCGGACCCGCGCUGCCCGAGGUCGGGGGCCUACAAGAGCAGGUGCUGGAAGGUGACCGACUGCGGUUAGCCCCGCUUGGGAAUGCCAUCGCGCUCGACUCAGGCGAGCAGAUCAGCGCAGCGCCGAGGAAGCAGGUGAUCAAGCACAACUACACGCCGACGGACAGCAGCGCCGUUGGCUCGAAAGGGAUCGGAGGCGAGGAGAUCGAGGGGCACGGCCAUGCGGAGCUUAACCUGUCCAGAGGAGGAGAGGUGAUCCAAGUUGGUGCGGAAGCUGCCGACGUGGAGUACCCCGUUGUGGCCGCAGAUGCGGUAGUGCAACGAGGCCAGAGCGUUCUCCAUAGCCCCGCAGGCCACUGGAUCAUCAACGGCACCAUCGAGCCACCUGAUGGAGCUGAGUUCGUGGCUCAACGACGUCAUCAGGCCAACUGCUACUUAGAGCGCGAUCAACUCAUAGACUGCGAGACCCAUCCAGACGCCGCGCACGUAGCAGCAGUGAGGAAGACGCUGCCGCGGAAGGUCCCAGCUGAGCAAGCAGGCGGAUCUUUGCCGAGGGCUCUCUGCCCAGAGGCGGACGAGGUCGCGACUGUGCCGGCGAGGGGCAUCACCUACCUUUUCGCCCUUGGUGCCCACCGCGCGUGGAAGGUCGAGCGGGGGCCAGCGGGCGAGAAGCAUGUUCCGAAGGUGGCGCUCGACAUCUUCUGCGUCGGGACUGACCAGUUGGCGGCUAAGCACAAGCUCGAACGAGGCUACUUCAGCUUCCGUGAGAAACCGCUGGCAACGAAAGCAGAUCCAGAACCGUCGAUCGCAGUUCUGAACGCGGCUUGCAAGAUCCCGGCGCAGGCGACGCUCUAUGCUAACCGAGAUUUCGACGACUACAGGGCGUCCUUCCUGAUAGCUUUGCUAGAGGUCUGGGGUCACGCGGGCCACGCGACAGUCGCGCCCCAGACAGACCGGGAGCCGGCCGCGAUGGCCCUGGCAAGUGCAGUUCGAGAUUGCAGGUCCCGCUCAACCUUGGCCCGGGGGUCACCGCCUUUUUCCCAGAAGAGUGCUUGCUACGCCGAGGGUGCCAACAAUCUUGCAGCAGGCUUGCUGCGGACCCACAAGCUGAAGUUGGAGCACAAUUGGGGGCGCGAGAUCAAGAUGGCGGAUCCGAUUGCGCCUUGGCUCGUCAAUUCGGCGGGCUGGAUGAUCACCGGGCUUCAGCCACGAAACCAUGGAGGCUCUUCCCUCAAGAUGCUGCACGGCAAGGAGUACAGCGGGGAGAUCGCGGAGACGGUCGAGCAGGUCUGGCAUCGGAUCUCAGCGCGAGUUGCUUCUGGACGCGGCAAGUGGGAGGCCCGCUUCGCGAGAGGGAUCUGGAUUGGAAAGAGCGAGUUUGACGGCGCUCACCUCGUGAUCGACCCAGAGUGCGGCGCGCAGAAGGUCGCGACCGUGCGGAGGAUGCCAGAGGAGUUGCGAGCAGUUGGAAAAGGGCCUCGUGGCCCCCGGGGCCACGGUCGCGGCGCCAGCCCCGGCUGCGGGGGCGCCCGCGCCUGGCGCAGCGGCUGGGCCAGCAGCGGCAUCAAGCAGCAGCGAGGCAGCGGUAGCACUCGCACCUAA
Prorocentrum cordatum is the source of this 1645-nucleotide messenger RNA. The record is from the annotation of a GenBank genome assembly. NCBI's taxonomy places the organism in Eukaryota, Dinophyceae, Prorocentrales, Prorocentraceae.